Molecule: messenger RNA, 501 nt
Organism: Saccharomyces paradoxus
Lineage: Eukaryota; Fungi; Ascomycota; Saccharomycetes; Saccharomycetales; Saccharomycetaceae
Gene: DLS1
Product: Dls1p
Exons: 1
Coding region: 1-501 (166 amino acids)
Cellular component (GO): CHRAC; nucleus
Molecular function (GO): protein heterodimerization activity
Source: RefSeq, a predicted model, not a curated record
AUGAGCAAUGAGGCUAGCGGUAAAGAAACGGUGUCUACACCUCUGUAUUCGCCCAAGUUGCCUGUGGAAAAAGUACAGAGAAUAGCCAAGAAUGAUCCAGAAUACAUGGACACUUCGGAUGACGCAUUCGUAGCCACAGCAUUUGCUACUGAGUUCUUCAUCCAGGUGCUGACCCACGAGUCCCUACAAAAACAACAGCAACAACAACAGCACGUACCGCCUCCCUCGGAUGAACUCACGCUAUCAUACGAUGACAUCUCUGCCACAAUUGUGCAAUCUUCCGACGGUCAUUUGCAGUUUUUGAAUGAUGUGAUACCAACGACAAGGAACUUAAGGCUUUUAGUUGAAGAAAACAGAGUUAGGUACACUACGAGUGUAAUGCCCCCUAAUGAGGUUUACUCCGCCUAUGUUAUGAACGACAUGGCUCCGAAGCCCAACAUUGUCGAGAUUGAUCUUGAUAAUGACGAAGACGAUGACGAAGACGUUACCGAUCAAGAGUAA